UCUGUUUGAGGCACCGCGACGCGAGGACGCCGUUUCUACAUCAGUGUGCUCUCAGUUCUUCUUUUCCAGUUUUUGUUUUGCUACUUUGCCGAUCACAAGAGCCAUCUCUGACCGUCCCUCUGCCGCACCUGUCUCAUCCUUCCUGUUUCUCUGAAAUAAGUUUUUUUUUUUUCUCUUCUCUUCACUCCUUCUUGUCGCGGCUGCUCGGCCGGAUUCUCGUUAAAACCCGCGUCUUUUUUUCCCUCUAUCUGUGUUUACACCGCUGGCACUUAACUAUGACCACUCAGACUGCCUUCGAAAACAGCACGCUGGCCGUUCAUCCAGGAGCCCUGAACCCGACGACGACUAACCAUAAUAUGACUCGCACUCGACCUAGCAUACAACGUGAUAGCACCAAGGUGGACUGGAUCCUGUACGUAGUGCCCGCCUCAGCCUUCCUGCUGGGCCUUUGCCUCUUCUCCCUGGUCCUCAUCAAACACAAGAGGAGAGAGGAGAGAAUCCGCCGUUUGGAGAGACUGAGGAAAAUGAGACUCACACAACGCAGGGUGAACGGAUAUAGCACCGAGAGUGAGGAUAAAGCUGAGGAGACCUGCAAGGCACAGUCAGCGGAGACCCAGUCUUAUGAGAAUGUGGAAGCAGCCAUCUACUUCAACCAGAAAGGGGUCACCUACUACGUGCCAGAGGCGGACGGAGAUGAUUAUGUCACCCCGGACGCGGAGGGAUGUGAAACUGACAGAGGAACAGCAGAGACGCAGAAUGAUGUCAACUACCUCCAGCCCUUUCAGAACCUAACCGACACGGAUGGGGAGUCGUACGAAAACAUGGAGAUCUCACUGUACGCCCAGCCUCGCAAACGGACAGACACCGACACGCAGGACGGAGAUUACGUCGAGCCUAACGAGACUUGUGAAGCGCAAGAGGAGGGAGAGAAACAUUGCAACCAUCAAACAGACACGGACGAUGAGUCCUAUGAGAAUAUGGCCGGCUCAACAUACUCACAGCGGCACAACCACAGCGACCCCUGCAGGCCUCACACAGCAACUGCAGUCCAGGAGGAAGUGGAGGAGGAAGACUCCUAUGUGAAGAUGGCGAGCAUCACAUAGCCUGAGCCCACAGAGAGCCCCGCACGAUGGUGGGGAGGGGGAGGGGGGGGGAGAGGGGGAGCGGCGGAGGCUGGGGUUUCACACGAAGGACCAUGUGUGAGAACAGCGUGAAUGAGGAGAGGGAGAAGGAAGGACAAGGAUGCAGGAAGCGAGACGUGCAAGAAGGACGUGGAGAACGAGUACAAGGAGAAACAGACUGAAACAAAUGAAAACAGUAAAAGA
Molecule: messenger RNA, 1325 nt
Organism: Anguilla anguilla (European eel)
Lineage: Eukaryota; Metazoa; Chordata; Actinopteri; Anguilliformes; Anguillidae
Exons: 11
Coding region: 276-1103 (275 amino acids)
Source: RefSeq, a predicted model, not a curated record